AUGGCAAUGAGGCUUCCCGGGGGCGUUCGGACAGAGCAUUGUGAAGUCCCAAAAGAAAGAUACGGAGUGGACGCUUUCUACAACGUGCUGGAUGAGCGGUGCAUAAAGUCAAAAUAUGGCUACUUUCUGCCUGAAGAUCCGGGCUGCUUUGAUGCUCAAAUUUACUCUGUGAGCGAGCCCGAAGCUUCUUCCAUAGAUCCCCAGCAGAGGUUCUUCUAUAGGAGGUAUGGGAAUGCCUGGAAAAUGCAGGCGACAGCGAUUAGGAAGCCCCUCUCCUACAAAGAUCCGCUCAGCAUUGAUAAAACCCAUGUUCUCGGUACAGAAGGCUUCUCUUUGGCGAACUCAGUAUCCUAUAAGUUUGAUUUUUGGGAUCCGAGGUAUACAGCGUGCUCAUCGUCGAUGGUUGGGAUACAUGAAGCUUGUCAAUCCUUAGCCAGCGGAGCCUGUUCAUCGGCUAUUGGCGCUGGUACCAAUUCAAUCCUCAAUCUAUCGAUGACCACGAGCAUGUGUAGUAGCAUGGUACUGUCACAUGGCGGAAAAUGCCCGACUUUUGAUGCCAACGCCGAUGGCUAUGGACGCGGCGAGGCAAUCAAUGCAAAUGAUCCAAUUAGGGAGGUAAUUCGUUCAAGCGCGAUCAACUGUGAUGGGAAAAUAUCAAAGCGCCUCAUUCGGGAGACCUACCGACGGGCUAAUACCAAAGACUUAUCGAGAACUGCUUUUAUAGAAUGCCAUGAGACGGGCACACUCACUGGUGAUAAGAUUGAGACAGUGGCAGUGGCCGAAGCGUUCGAGGUGAAGGGAAUUGUGAUCGUGGCUGUGAUGAACUGGCAAUCAUCGACACUUGACUUAUAG
Aspergillus alliaceus is the source of this 852-nucleotide messenger RNA. Its product is annotated as beta-ketoacyl [acyl carrier protein] synthase domain-containing protein. NCBI's taxonomy places the organism in Eukaryota, Fungi, Ascomycota, Eurotiomycetes, Eurotiales, Aspergillaceae. Gene Ontology annotation, molecular function: fatty acid synthase activity. The transcript is spliced from 6 exons. The coding region runs from base 1 to 852 and encodes 283 amino acids. The record is from RefSeq and is a predicted model, not a curated record. Gene Ontology annotation, biological process: secondary metabolite biosynthetic process; fatty acid biosynthetic process.